CGCCUCUCCCCGCCACGUCACUCCGUGCCGCGCUAGCCUGGCAGCCUGGCUGGCGGCAUGGCGUUCGUCAAAUUGUGCAGUGCAGUGCCAACCCAACGCCAUGCGAGAUGCAACCCUCGGCUUCAACUUGAACGUGGUGUCCAGUGAAACCGUCAGUGUUUCCCAUCGACGGAUUCCACUCGGCCGUUCGGACCGCUUGCGAAGAAAGCAGCAGCCAGGGUGAAGGCGGCCGACGGCCGACGCCAACGCCCAAGCGACUCCUCCACUGUUUACCUGAAUUGAAAGCAACAAGGUAUAAGCUGUUGGACAUGUUACCCGAUCCUCGUGGCUCUGGGGCAUCUAUGGAGCAAGCAUUGUCUGCGUACAUCGCACUCCUCCAGGGCCUCAUAGAAGCUCCCGAUGGCAGCGGGGCCCCAAGCAAGCUGCGUCAUGCACUUCUUUUCAAAUGGUCACACUCUCUUCUCGGCACAAGCCCUCAGAUUCAGCAAGAUGCGGUUUUUGAGGCUGCAAAUAUGUUUGUCAAUGUGGCUAUUUGGUUCAUGAAACAUGCUUCCACUUUGUGUGUUAAAGAAGAAAUGAAUAUGGAUGAUGCCAAGGAAGUGCAUACUGCUCUGCGUCGUGCUGGAGGAUUAUUUGAAGUUGUUCAGAAAAAGUUUCUGCCAAUGCUUCGUGAGAGAGCCAGAGACGGAGGGGAUCUGGAUCCUCGAGUUGUGAGAGCCUACAGGGACCAGUGUACAGCAGAAGCUCAAGAAGUGUCUGUGGCCAGAGCUCUGGAGCUGAAACACAAUCCAAGCCUGAUAAGUGCACUUGCCAAUGAAACUGCCAAAUUGUUCCAUGAGGCAGACGCAGCACUGAGUUCUCUGGAUGACAAAGUAGCUGGGCAAUGGCGCAAGUACUUGCAGUUGAAGAACCACUUCUACAUGGCCUAUUCAUAUACAUACUGUGGUGAGAACCUGCUUUCUCAAGACAAAUGUGGAGAGGCGAUUCGAGCAUUGCGAGAAGCCCAGACGCAUUAUGAAAAAGCUACAGCCCUUUGCAAAGAUUAUGCCACCACCAAAGGACCAGCACCCCGCACAGGAAGGCCAGACUACUUUUCUUUCUUCAAAAAACUUGCUUUGAGCUUCAAACUCACUCUUGAAAAGUGUGAAAGAGAGAAUGGAUUCAUAUAUCACCAGAAAGUACCCACAGAUCCUCCUGAGCUAGAAAUGAAGGCAACAUAUGGCUUGGCUAGUCCUGUUGAAUUCCAAAUGCCCAACCAUUCGCCGCUUUGGACACCUGUGGCAUUUGCUGCUAUUGAUUACCCCAAAACAUCAACUGAUGCGGCCAACUCUAAUGCUGCAGCUAAAGUUGAAGGAGACCUCAAACCAGUAAAUGAGGUGAAAAUUGAAGGUGUCAAUACAGAAGCCAAAUCUGAUGACAGGAAUUGUGUUCUGCAAUAGUGUGGGGGUAUCUGAGGUGCAUGCUGGAAUUAUCUUUCUAUUUGUUACCAUGCUUCAAAGUCAGGUGUUAAAAAUAUUUAUUUUAUUGACAAAAAUUAAUGAAUAACUAUGGUUAUGUUAUACUACUCCCCUUUUAAAACUUCUUCUUUUGAUGUGGGGAUUUUUAAAAAAAGUGGGAAUCAAUUUGCAUUUGAAGAUUACUUUAUUAACUUUCCUAUUGUUGGGUUUCAUUUAUUUACCAUUGGUUCCAUUCCUGCCUUUCGAAUAAUUAGCUGAAGAAGUUGCUGCCUCUCAUUGAAACGUCUAAUCUAUGUUGUAUUGCUGCACUGGAACUGACAUUGGCAGUUGCCUGCAAGAAGACAGUCUUUGAAGAAUGACUUCAAUUAUUCUUGAUGAAGGCCAGCUUGGUAUAUGAUCUCAAGGUUCAGUACUUGUACCUUUUUUGUACUAGUUUUAUUGGAUCCUUUUACUUGUGGAGGAAAUAUACCGGUAACCAAUGUAUGUGUCUUGCAGAUUGUAUUAGAAAAGCUUGGUAUUAGCUAAUCACUCAUCUUUCAUUUUGAGACCUGGUUUUAACCUGUACUUUUAAGAACUUCGCCUAGUCAUUUUUACUUCCUUUAGGGCAAGUAUGAGAUUCUUAUUUUUAUCAUGUUUCUUUUUAAAUCAUUUUUAUGUCUAUAUUUUAUUUUGUAUUAUCCACAAAACUUUGAUUCUAAUUUACAAUUUAUUUUACAUUGUGAAUGAGACUAAUAACUAGUCUGCAUCUUAUUUUUUUUUUUUUUUUUUUUCAUGGGUCCAGAGCCCGAAGGCCUGUGGUAAGCAAUAAUUGUGUUGUGGAUAAAGUCCUAAAAAAAUGAAGUUACACUAGCAUGCUAAAUUUCAUCUUCCAUUGCAUCGAUUGGAUUAUAGAUGCACUUGGUAUGUUCACUGCAACUGCUUCAAAGCUACUCUUAUGGUAGUUCAUUAACAUGUUAAAGCAGCAGCUUCCAAAUUGCAAAAUGUAUCUAGUGAUGGUAUUAUAAUGAUAUGGUAUUCCCUAUUUUAUUAAUUAAAAUAUUGACACAGGCUUCUUUUUUGUGUAAGUUGUGAUCAAAGAUUUAUUGUUUAUAAUAAAAAACAAAAACAAUGCA
Thrips palmi is the source of this 2569-nucleotide messenger RNA. RefSeq names its product BRO1 domain-containing protein BROX-like. Lineage: Eukaryota; Metazoa; Arthropoda; Insecta; Thysanoptera; Thripidae. The record is from RefSeq and is a predicted model, not a curated record. The coding region runs from base 309 to 1439 and encodes 376 amino acids. The transcript is spliced from 8 exons.